AUGGUAAUCCAAAAGAUUACAGAACUGAAGGAGAGCAACAUGGACAGCGUCAACAUGAAAAGGGCCACAGAAACAGUGCCUUGUACUGAGAGUGAGGACCAAUAUAUCACUGAAAGUAAAUUGCGAGAUAUUGUCAAGCAGGAGUUCAGCAUUUGCUUGAGAUCAGUGACUAAUGAAUUACAUAAUAUUAAUAACCAAAUAGUCAUGUUUCAAGAGUCAGUAGCUUUUUAUAACAACUGCUAUGAGGACAUGAAGAAAAAUCUUGAGGCUAAGGAUGCCAUAAUAGAUCAACUACAAGCGGAUAAUAAGCGCCUCCUCACUGAUGUCGUCGAUCUCACCUCCCGACUGACUAUCGUGGAACAGCAUAUGCGCGACAGUAACUUGGAAAUAAAUGGUAUACCGGAGCAUCACAAUGAAAACCUGGCGUCAGCCGGUAGCGAGUUGGCAUUCGCACAGAAGCCUCAGCAGGCAGCACGCGACAUCCUUGAGGCGACGGACGACGCGUGCGCAUACAACACGCGGCCCAUGCGCAUCCUCCCGCUCAGUGUCGGACGUAGGGUGAUGAUGAUACGUUAG
Messenger RNA from Arctia plantaginis, 576 nucleotides. The record is from the annotation of a GenBank genome assembly. Lineage: Eukaryota; Metazoa; Arthropoda; Insecta; Lepidoptera; Erebidae.